Molecule: messenger RNA, 210 nt
Organism: Anisakis simplex (herring worm)
Lineage: Eukaryota; Metazoa; Nematoda; Chromadorea; Rhabditida; Anisakidae
Source: the annotation of a GenBank genome assembly
AUGAAUCGACGAAUUNAUCAGACUGUACUACGUAUUUGUGAGUUUGUUACGACGAUCGGUAAUUUGGAAUUGGGUUAUGUAGCGAGUUUGGUUGGGGUUCUUACGGCGAGCUGGAUUUGUGAUGUUCGUGACAGCUUCGUUAGCAAUUUCUUAACUGUUCAAAGCGGAGUACCAGACUUGUCUUGUGAAGAUGAAGAGUUGUGGCACUGA